CGUGGAUAAGCUUCGACGACGUUUCUACAUUUAUGUAUUGGUGAUGACUCUUGGGGGCAUUUUCUCAAGUGCCAUGAAUAUUGCGUUGGUGAGCAAGACUAAUGAGGCUCUUUCAUUCUUCCUCCAUGUCUUCUACUGCACCUCCGUACCCGUUACAAUCCUUACAACUUUUGUCAGUUUGUACUAUGGAGGAAUGUUGAUGGUUAUUGAGAAAUUUAAGCAUCUCAAUCGACGCCUUGUAGCAGUGAUUGAUCAAUUGGACGAUGUAGUGGACAUCUAUGAUGACAAGAGGAGAUCCUACAAAAUAACCAAAUCCUGCGAACUUUCAGAUGCUCUCGAUGCACUAUCGAUUGAGCAUGAUGAGAUUUGUCGUUUUGCCGUGAACUUCAAUGAACUUGGGUCCUUGCAGAUGCUGGCAUUUAUCCUCAAUGCCUUUCUCAGUAUUGUGAGUCAAGCAUUCUUCUCCUACGUCAACAUAGUCAUGUCCAUGAGAAGAAAUGAGUCCUUCCAUGUGAAUCUUAUUGGUGGAAUGGCUUAUGCCAUUGUUAAUGCUGUCCUUCUCUUUGUCAUCGUCAACGCCACUUCUGAGGCUAUCAAUAGGGCCAAAGCCACGGGUGUUCUUCUGCACAAAGUCGUGGCUGGGUGCCUCGACAUUCGUCUUGAGAGAAGUAUUGAGAUUUUCUCCAUUCAAUUACUAAAUCAAAGCCUUGACAUAACAGCCUGCAAAAUGUUUACACUAAACUUUGGUCUAAUUUACUCUGUUGUUGGUGCAGCUACGAGCUAUUUGAUUAUUCUCGUUCAAUUCGAAAUGAUGCGACCAUCGAGAAAUUAGUUCAUUGUGUAAAAUUGUACACUAAUAACCAGAUAACUGCAAACACUGGAUAUUAUUGCUGUAAUCAAUGUGUAGUCAACAGAGAAUAGACCACAUGGACGAAUUUUCAUACUAUCAUAGUGGAGAAUUUGCAUAAAUAGUAUUUCGAUCUGAAAAAAAAAAUAUUAAACUGAAACUCAGAA
Phlebotomus papatasi is the source of this 1014-nucleotide messenger RNA. Its product is annotated as gustatory receptor for bitter taste 66a-like. The transcript is spliced from 2 exons. Gene Ontology annotation, cellular component: neuronal cell body; membrane; dendrite. Gene Ontology annotation, biological process: sensory perception of taste. Lineage: Eukaryota; Metazoa; Arthropoda; Insecta; Diptera; Psychodidae. The record is from RefSeq and is a predicted model, not a curated record. The coding region runs from base 44 to 832 and encodes 262 amino acids.